AUGAAACUCGACGCGGCCACCGCGCCGCCGCGCCGUCUCUCGCAGCAAGACGCGGCCGCGGCCGCCGUCCUCGAGCAGCUCGGGCACAAGCAGGAGCUGAAGCGCAACUUCUCGAUGCUGUCGAUGCUGGGGCUCGCGUUUGCCAUUCUCAACACGUGGACGGCGCUGGCGGCGUCGAUUACGCUCGCGCUGCCGUCGGGCGGCUCGUCGUCGGUCGUGUGGGGGCUCGUCGUCGCGGGCGCGCUCAACCUGUGCCUCGCGGCGUCGCUCGGCGAGUUCCUGUCGGCGUACCCGACCGCGGGCGGGCAGUACCACUGGGUCGCCAUCAUCGCGUGGCGGCGCUGGGCGCGCGGCCUGAGCUACGCCACCGGCUGGAUCAACGUGUCCGGCUGGAUCGCGCUGACGGCCACGACGGGCCUGCUCGGCAGCACCUUUGUCGUCAACAUCAUCUCGCUGCUGCACCCGAGCUACGCGCCCCAGCCGUGGCACCAGUUCCUCAUCUACAUUGGGUUCACGCUCGCCGCGCUCGUCAUUAAUGCCUUCUUGACCCGCAUCCUGCCCAUGGUCACGCAGGCCGCGUUCCUGUGGUCGCUGGCGGGCUUCGUCAUCAUCAGCAUCACGACGCUGGCCUGCGCGUCCGGCGACUACCAGAGCGGCGAGUUUGUCUUUACGCAGUUUACCAACAAGACUGGCUGGCCGGAUGGUCUUGCUUGGAUGCUAGGAUUGUUGCAGGGCGCUUUUGCACUGACGGGAUUCGACGCCACUGCGCACAUGAUUGAGGAGAUUCCCGACCCUCAGCGCCAGGGCCCCAGAAUCAUGCUGUACUCUAUUGGCAUCGGCAUGUUUACCGGCUUCAUCUUCCUCAUCUGCCUCCUCCUCGUCACAAAGGACAUUGAUGCCGUCAUCGAGGCGCCAUGGGGCCCUCUGCUGCAGGUCUUCAUGGAUGCCACCAACAACAAAGCCGGAAGCGUCUGCCUGCUGCUCUUCCCCAUCGUCUGCAUGCUCUUUACCGCCAUCACCAUCAUGUGCACGAGCAGCCGCAUGAGCUACGCCUUUGCCCGCGACCGCGGCAUGCCAUUCUCCAGCGUCCUUGCCAAGGUGCACCCGACGCUCGACGUGCCCCUCAAUGCGCUGAUCUGGACGGCAGCGUGGGUCAUCGUCUUUGGAUGCAUCUUUCUGGGGUCCAGCAGCACGUUCAACGCCAUCACCUCGGCAUCUGUGGUUGCGCUCGGCGUGACGUAUGCCAUUCCGCCGACCAUCAACGUUCUUCGAGGACGCCGCAUGUUGCCAGAAGACCGCCCUUUUAAGAUUCCUGAGCCUUUUGGUUGGAUAUUGAAUAUUAUUGGUAUUAUGUGGUCCGUUCUUACUACCGUCCUGUUCGUCUUCCCCCCGGAGCUUCCGGUCACUGGAAGCAAUAUGAAUUACGCCAUUGCCGCCUUUGGGGUUAUUCUGCUCAUCGCUGGAGGGACAUGGAUCUUGGACGGUCGUAAAAACUACCACGGACCUCAGCUCAACGUCGAAACUUUAGCUGAGGGUACGGUGGAGGGCAUGGACCCUGCCGAAGAGAAGACGGAUCGUAUUCCAAGCAGCGCAAAGAAGGAGUGGGUAUCUUGA
Molecule: messenger RNA, 1614 nt
Organism: Cordyceps militaris CM01
Lineage: Eukaryota; Fungi; Ascomycota; Sordariomycetes; Hypocreales; Cordycipitaceae
Product: GABA permease GabA
Exons: 3
Coding region: 1-1614 (537 amino acids)
Biological process (GO): transmembrane transport
Cellular component (GO): membrane
Molecular function (GO): transmembrane transporter activity
Source: RefSeq, a predicted model, not a curated record